AUGAGAACAAUUUUUUAUCCCUGCCUUGGAUCACAACAAAUACCUGGUUUUGUAUUCAAUAAUCAAGAUUAUGAAGGACCACGAACAAUAUUUGCUCCUGCAGCUAUUAGAGCACAUAUCAAAUCAUUUCAUCAAUUAUUUAUUAUGAUAGCGUUCCUUUUGAUGAUGAUUGCAUUUGGUAUAUUAACAAUUAUCAUUGGUUAUAGUAAAAGAUAUUCAUGUUCAGCUUCUUAUAGUGCACCCACAACAUUAAUUGCAUUUGGAGAAAUUGAUCUUAUAAUUUGUAGUAUUAUUAUAAUAAUCGUAUGUAUUAAAAAAUCUAAAUAA
Molecule: messenger RNA, 327 nt
Organism: Adineta steineri
Lineage: Eukaryota; Metazoa; Rotifera; Eurotatoria; Adinetida; Adinetidae
Source: the annotation of a GenBank genome assembly